Messenger RNA from Puccinia graminis f. sp. tritici CRL 75-36-700-3, 240 nucleotides. RefSeq lists its product as uncharacterized. The record is from RefSeq and is a predicted model, not a curated record. Lineage: Eukaryota; Fungi; Basidiomycota; Pucciniomycetes; Pucciniales; Pucciniaceae. Bases 1 to 240 code for a protein of 79 amino acids. The transcript is spliced from 2 exons.
AUGUCUAAUAUAGACAUGUAUGUUACCGAGGGCUCAUUGCCCAAUGUCGAAAACCAGUUAGCGGACAAGGUCAGCAUGCUGCUAGACACUUUGAUUCCCCGCUUAGAAAGUCUCGAACGAGCGGUCUCCGGACAAGUCUCUAAGACCUCCGGAGCAACCCGUGCAGAUUCUUUCAAUACCCUCCUAGUGAGGAUUGAGGAAAUCGCGGCAAAUAUGGCCAGAUUAGAAAAGAAGAUUUAA